Struthio camelus australis is the source of this 4983-nucleotide messenger RNA. The record is from RefSeq and is a predicted model, not a curated record. NCBI's taxonomy places the organism in Eukaryota, Metazoa, Chordata, Aves, Struthioniformes, Struthionidae.
UUUCAGAAUUCCUUGAGGUUGGCAAAAAGCAGCCUGCCCUUGAUGUUCUCUAUGAUGUUAUGAAAAGUAAAAAACACCGAACAUGGCAGAAGAUUCAUGAGCCGAUUAUGCUGAAGUACUUAGAGCUCUGUGUGGAUCUCCGCAAGAGUCAUCUAGCAAAAGAAGGACUGUACCAGUACAAGAAUAUCUGCCAGCAGGUGAACAUCAAAUCUUUAGAGGAUGUUGUUCGAGCUUAUCUAAAAUUAGCUGAAGAAAAAACAGAAGCAGCUAAGGAAGAAUCACAGCAGAUGGUACUGGAUAUAGAAGACUUAGAUAACAUUCAAACUCCAGAAAGUGUUCUUUUGAGUGCUGUAAGUGGGGAAGACACUCAGGAUCGUACUGACCGACUGCUUUUGACACCCUGGGUUAAAUUUCUAUGGGAAUCAUAUAGACAGUGUUUGGAUCUUCUCCGAAAUAAUUCUAGAGUGGAACGUCUGUACCAUGAUAUUGCACAGCAAGCUUUUAAGUUCUGCCUUCAGUACACACGAAAGGCUGAGUUCCGCAAACUCUGUGAUAACCUGAGAAUGCAUUUGGGUCAGAUCCAGCGUCAUCAUAACCAAAGCACAGCAAUCAACCUCAACAAUCCUGAUAGUCAGUCAAUGCACUUGGAGACCAGGCUUGUGCAGCUUGACAGCGCUAUUAGCAUGGAACUGUGGCAGGAAGCUUUCAAAGCAGUGGAGGAUAUUCAUGGGCUAUUCGCACUGUCAAAGAAACCACCCAAGCCACAGCUGAUGGCAAAUUAUUAUCACAAAGUUUCAACUGUUUUCUGGAAAUCAGGAAAUGCUCUUUUUCAUGCAUCUACCCUUCACCGACUUUAUCACUUAUCAAGAGAAAUGCGGAAGAAUCUCACACCAGAGGAGAUGCAGAGGAUGUCCACUCGAGUCCUUUUGGCCACUCUGUCGAUUCCUAUAACUCCUGAACGAACUGAUAUUGCUCGCCUUCUGGAUAUGGAUGGCAUCAUUGUUGAAAAACAGCGACGUCUGGCAACCCUGUUGGGUCUCCAGGCCCCACCUACACGUGGCAGUCUUAUUAAUGAUAUGGUAAGGUUCAACGUAGUGCAGUACGUUGUUCCAGAAGUGAAAGAACUUUACAAUUGGCUCGAAGUAGACUUUCACCCACUGAAGUUAUGUAGUCGUGUCAGCAAGGUUCUGAACUGGGUGAAGGAUCAAGCUGAAAAGGAGCCUGAACUGCAACUGUAUGUUCCUCACCUGCAAAACAAUACCAUUCUUCGACUUCUGCAGCAGGUGGCUCAGAUUUAUCAAAGUAUUGAAUUUUCUCGUCUGGCUAACCUGGUUCCUUUUGUUGAUGCCUUCCAGUUGGAACGUGCUAUUGUAGAUGCAGCCAGACAUUGUGACUUACAAGUUCGCCUUGAUCAUACUUCUCGAACACUGAGUUUUGGUUCAGAUUUGAAUUACAGCACUAGAGAAGAUGCUCCACUAGGCCCUCAACUACAAAGCAUGCCUUCUGAGCAAAUUAGAAAUCAGUUGACUGCUAUGUCCUCAGCUCUGGCUAAGGCUCUUGCAGUCAUUAAACCUCCUCACUUACUGCAAGAGAAGGAAGAACAGCACCAGCUGGCAGUCACUGCCUUCUUAAAAAAUUCAAGGAAGGAGCAUCAGCGUAUUCUUGCACGUCGUCAAACUAUAGAGGAAAGAAAAGAGCGCCUUGAAAGUUUAAACAUUCAGCGUGAAAAAGAAGAACUGGAACAACGUGAAGCGGAAUUACAAAAAGUCCGGAAAGCUGAAGAAGAGAGACUGCGCCAGGAAGCAAAGGAAAGGGAGAAGGAGCGUAUCCUGCAAGAGCAUGAACAAAUCAAAAAGAAGACAGUUCGUGAGCGCUUGGAGCAGAUUAAGAAGACUGAACUGGGAGCCAAAGCAUUUAAAGAUAUUGAUAUUGAGGAUCUUGAAGAGUUGGAUCCUGACUUCAUUAUGGCUAAACAAGUUGAACAACUGGAGAAAGAGAAGAAGGAACUCCAGGAACGCCUGAAGAAUCAGGAGAAAAAGAUUGACUAUUUUGAAAGAGCGAAGCGCUUAGAAGAAAUUCCCUUAAUAAAGACUGCCUAUGAGGAGCAAAGAGUGCAUGAUAUGGAGUUGUGGGAGCAACAAGAAGAAGAAAGGAUCACUACUUUGCAGUUGGAGCGUGAGAAAGCCCUUGAGCAUAAGAACAGACUAUCAAGGAUGUUGGAGGAUAGAGAUUUAUUUGAAGCCAGGCUCAAAGCUUCACGACGAACAGUUUAUGAGGAUAAACUCAAGCAGUUCCAGGAAAGGUUAGCAGAAGAGAGGCGUAAUCGUUUGGAGGAACGCAAGAAACAGCGCAAAGAGGAGAGACGCAUUACUUACUACAAAGAAAAGGAAGAGGAAGAGCAAAGAUUACGAGAGGAACAACUGCUUAAAGAGCGUGAGGAGAAGGAACGCAUUGAGCGAGAGAAACGUGAGCAGGAACAGCGUGAAUACCAGGAACGUGUCAAAAAACUAGAAGAACUAGAGAAGAAAAAACGUCAAAGAAAAAUGGAAAUAGAAGAAAGAGAACGUAGGGAAGAAGAAAGGAGGGGUCUGGAUGACCCAUUUUCAAGGAAGGAAUCUCGUUGGGGCGAUAGGGAGUCUGAAAGCUCCUGGAGAAGAGGUGGUGAGACAGAAUCUGAGUGGCGACGAGCACCGGUGGAAAGAGAUUGGCGUAGAGGAGAAGCAAGAGAUGAUGAAAGACCUUUCCGACGAGGGGAUGAUCUGCCCCGACGAGGGGAUGAUCUGCCCCGACGAGGGGAUGAUCUGCCCCGACGAGGUGCUGCUGAAGAAAAGGAGCGUCCUUCUUUGGAGUCAGCUGAGGACAGGCCACCUAGGCGUGAAGGGGAAGAGGACAGGCCACCUAGACGUGAAGGGGAAGAGGACAGGCCGCUCAGGCGUGGUUUGGAUGAAGACAGGCCGCUCAGGCGUGGUUUGGAUGAAGACAGGCCGCUCAGGCGUGGUUUGGAUGAUGAUAGAGGGAGCUGGCGGGCUGCAGAUGAAGACAGGCCACCGAGGCGCAGCUUGGAUGACGACAGGGGCAGUUGGCGUGCAGCAGAUGACGACAGGGGUCCCAGGCGCGGGAUGGAUGACGACAGGGGUCCCAGGCGCGGGAUGGAUGACGCAAGGGGGGCAGGGGCGCCAAACAGGGGUCCCAGGCGCGGGAUGGAUGACGACAGGGGUCCCAGGCGCGGGAUGGAUGACGACAGGGGGCCAUGGCGUAACACAGAUGAUGACAGGCUCUCCAGAAGAGAUGAUGACAGGGGUCCAUGGCGUAGUGGGGAUGAUUCAAGACCAGGUCCUUGGAGACCAUUUGGUAAACCAGGGGGGUGGAGAGAACGAGAAAAGGCUCGUGAGGACAGCUGGGGCCCCCCUCGAGAUUCCAGACCUCCAGGAGACCGUGAGUGGGAUAGAGACAAAGAUCGUGAUGAAAAUGAAAAAGACCGUGAAUUUGACAGAGACCGGGAUUUUGAUAGAGAUGAUCGUUUCAGGCGUCCCAGGGAUGAUGCCGGCUGGAGAAGAGGACCAGCUGAGGAAACUUCUAGCUGGAGGGAUUCAAGCCGUCGUGAAGAAUGGGACAGAGGUGGUCGUGACAUGAGAGAUCGACGUAUUGAUGACAGAGAUCCACCCCUCAGAAGGGGACCACCACUCAGAUCUGACCGUGAAGAACCAAGCUCAUGGCGGCGUGCUGAUGAUAGGAGAGAAGAACACGGAGAAGAACGUGAACCAGUGCGCCGAUCUGCUCCUGCUCCUGCUGCUCCUCCAGCUUCUGCUCCCCCACCAGUAUCGAAAGAACGAGAAAAAGAUGGGGAGAAGGAGAAGGCUUCCUGGAAGACAGAAAAGGAGCGUGAGUCUCUUCGCCGUACUAAAAACGAGACAGAUGAAGAAGGAUGGACCACUGUACGACGUUAAGUGAAAAAUCAAAACAGAGUUUAACCAAUGUUUUAGCUUUGAUUUGAAUCCACAGGUUAUAUUUGUGCUUAUAAACAUUCUCAAUUGGAAUUCUUUAACAAAUAUUUUGAGGUAACAUGAAAGCAUGAGCCUGAAUUACUUACUCAUAUAGAUUGAUCAUGCACAAAACUCACAGCAGAAGUUUGGAAAUUGAAUACCAGUUUUUGAAAUUUCAAAUAUUGCUUAUUUCAUGGAUCAUUUGUUGCUAAAAUAAAAAGAAGCAAGCCCAACAGCUGUCUUGAGUAAUACUUCUAUCUUACAUUAAAACAAGCUGACCUUUUUGGUUUUAGUUCUUAAUUUGGAAUGGGGUGUUAUCAUCAAAGAACAUGCAUUUGAAAACACUUCUGUUCACACAGUGGUGAAAUUACUGAAAAGCAGAGCUGGAUCAAUUUCCGUGAUUAGCCGAAAAAAAGAUACUAAGCCGUCUCUUAUUUAGGUAUUUUUGAGGGCAAGUGGUUUUGAGAGACAUAUUUUAUCAUUAUCUAAAUUCAGUAAGUUGUUUAAAUUUGAAUUAAAUACAAUAAACAUUAUGAGCAUUAGCUACACUGGGAUAUUUUCUGUAGAUUUACUUGAAUACAUAUGCCUAUGAAGCCGUCUUGCAGUCAUUGUUCCAGUAAUGUAUACUGCUGCAGUGUACAACCACAAAACCGAAAGCUUUUAUGAUUCAGCAUUUUGGUAAGCAUAUUGCUAUGUGUUUUCUGUUGCCAACAGCACAGCUGCUUUUUCCAUUACUGGAUAAUUCAUGCCUUUCAAGGAUUUAUAAAUAUUGUCAUAUUUAAAAUGUGUGGUUUUGAAGAAAUUGUUGAUUUCUUUCCCCCAAUUCUUUGUCUUCAGGGUAAAUUCUUUCCCUUUCCAAAAAAGUGGUUUGUAGUAAUGGCUGCGUUGACUUCAAUUUUGGGGUGCGGUAACAGUGAUUAACUAUCUGGUCAUACUGAAGCCAACACAGAACUUGCUGCUGUGUGUUUCUUCAAUGAUAAAUAAACAACUUCUGGAAUUA